Hydractinia symbiolongicarpus is the source of this 1464-nucleotide messenger RNA. RefSeq names its product tubulin-specific chaperone C-like. Lineage: Eukaryota; Metazoa; Cnidaria; Hydrozoa; Anthoathecata; Hydractiniidae. The record is from RefSeq and is a predicted model, not a curated record. The coding region runs from base 409 to 1344 and encodes 311 amino acids. Gene Ontology annotation, biological process: tubulin complex assembly; post-chaperonin tubulin folding pathway. The transcript is spliced from 2 exons. Gene Ontology annotation, cellular component: cytoplasm. Gene Ontology annotation, molecular function: tubulin binding.
GUUUGAUAAAUGGUGAAGGAUGUAGCGCAGCUUUCUUGAAUACAAACUAGGCGUUUUUUGAUAAAGUUUUUAUUUAGGUAGUGAAGUAAAUGGUUUUAUUUAGGGCAGAUUUACAAAACAAUGAAGCAUACUUACAUUCAUAUCUAUGAUCCCGCACAGCAGAGCUGGCACAUUCUGACCUUAAACUGGCAAACAAGGCCAGAACGUGAGCACUUAUAAAUGCGAUCUUUAAGCUGAAAAAAAAAACUCCGAAGUAAUUAAAAACGAAGAAAACAACACGAGGCAAGUAAUUAUGAAGAACUCAACGUCAGGUUGUUCGGUGGUCACCAUACAUGUGAAUCUUGCUUUAAACCUUCACUGCGAGCUAUGUUGGUGUAUACACAAGUGUGCAUACAGUAAGUAUAUAUUAUGACGGAUAUUCCAACCAAGUUAAUACAACGUCAUGAAGAGCGGCUGGCAAAUAUAGAGAAAAGAAGGCAAGUCAGGAUGAAAGAAAAAAGUAAUGAAAGUUCUGACGUCUUUAUGCUCUCCUUCAAUAAGGAGAAACAUGAAAUACUAGUGUUAUUGGAUCAAUUGCACGCCGCAAUGCCUCGAAUUGACCUUUCAAGUUCGUUUGACUUACUAUCCCAGAAAAUGCUAACGAUACAAAAAUUUGUUUCUGACUCUUCAAGCUUCUUACCUUCGUAUAACAUCCAAAAGGCGCAUGAAAUUUUAUCGAAGUUGAGAAAUGACAUAAACGAAAAGCGAAGUAUCUUAUUGCCGAAGAAAAAGUUUGCAUUUAAAUCCAGACAAAAGUUUAAUACAAAAACAGAUGAGGAGGAGCAACCGACUGGCGCUGUCAAAGAAUCUUUAAAUUCUUUGACAUUCAAAGAAAGCAGUAUAGGUUUUACUUGUCAUACAAAUGAACAGUUGAUACUGCAUGAAGAACAAUGCACAGGACAGGAUAUAAAUCUAUCCAAUUUAGAAGAUUGUACUGUUUUUGUAUAUGGCUCCCCAUCGGCUAUGAGAAUCAAGAACGUUAUUAAUACAACAAUCUUCUGUGGUCCAGUUAGUAGAGCCAUCUUUGUAAACAAUUGUUUAGACUCAACAUUUCAUCUAGCUUGCCAGCAGUUACGUAUUCAUUCGACUUUUAAUGCAAAGUUUUACAUUCACAUAACAAGCAAGGCUAUAAUUGAAGAUUGCGAAGAAGUCAGGUUUGGUUGUUACACAUGGACAUACAACAGCAUUGAUAAACAUUUUGUUGAAUCUGGUUUAAAUGUUGAAGUGAACAAUUGGAGAAAUAUAGACGAUUUUAAUUGGCUGAAACUCGAUGAGCAAUCUCCUAAUUGGUGUCUUAUUGAAUGAUAUGUAUAUGUUUAUAAUGAAGAGCUGGUACAUUUAGAUAUCUUAUAUAUCUUUUUUAUUUUAAAUUUUUUUUUGUCAGAUAAGGUGGAGUAAUUUUGAUUAUUUAUUAGUUCAAUUCCA